Molecule: messenger RNA, 5555 nt
Organism: Physeter macrocephalus (sperm whale)
Lineage: Eukaryota; Metazoa; Chordata; Mammalia; Artiodactyla; Physeteridae
Gene: RCSD1
Product: RCSD domain containing 1
Exons: 7
Coding region: 196-1323 (375 amino acids)
Source: RefSeq, a predicted model, not a curated record
UUCCUCGUUCUCUAGCGCAGGGCGCGGGCGGCCGGGGCAGUCCCGCAGCCAGCGAGCCGGGCGCGCAGACGCCCACUUGCGCUGUGCCUGUCGCAGCCGAACCCGGCCCCGGCGGGAGCCGAACGGAGAGCGGGGAUAGCGAGCCCCGGCCAGAGCGAGCGCGCGCGGCCGCAGCCGAGUCGGCACCUGGAGGACAUGGAGGAAAGGCCGGCAGAGACCAAUGCCAGUGUGGACGACUCAGCGCCCCCCUCGGUGGCCCAGCUGGCCGGGCGAUUCAGGGAGCAGGCAGCUGCUGCAAAGGAGACACCAGCCAGUAAACCAACAAGAAGGAAACCGCCCUGCUCCCUCUCUCUGUUCCCCACCAGGGUAGAGCUGGGCCAGAAUGGUGAAGAGAAGUCACCGCCCAAUGCAAACCACCCUCCUAAAGUCAAGGUGAAGAGCUCGCCUCUGAUCGAGAAGCUCCAGGCCAAUUUAGUCUUUGAUCCAGCGGCCCUGCUGCCUGGGGCCUCACCCAAGAGUCCCGGACUCAAGGCCAUGGUGUCACCAUUUCACAGCCCGCCUUCUACCCCCAGCAGCCCUGGCGUGCGGUCUCGGGCCAGCGAGCCAGAGGAGGUGCCCGUCAGCUUUGACCAGCCUCCGGAAGGCAGUCAUCUGCCCUCUUACAAUAAGGUGCGGACAAGGGGCUCCAUAAAAAGGCGCCCUCCUUCCAGGCGAUUCCGAAGGUCCCAGUCGGAGGACUGUGCGGACGUGGGGGAGCUCAGGGCCGUGGAGUCCUCCCAGGAGAAUGGUGCCAAGGAAGAGAAUGGGGACGAGGUGUUCCCAGCCAAGAGCAAGACCCCAGGAUCCCCUCCUCUGAGGAGGACGCCCAGCAGGACAGAGAAGCAGGAGAAGGGCAGGGCCUUGGGGGUAGCCCAGCAGCACGAAACGGCCGUGGGGAGCUCCGAGAAGGGGGCCAGCCAGAGUCCAGCCCGAGCCUCCAGCUCAGAGGCAGAGGACGGGGGUGGGAGCCCCACGGAGGAGAAACCAGCUGAAGAGGAGAUGGAAGAGCCUACGGAGGUGAAGGAGAGGGCGGCCAGUGAAGAGGAGGAGCCUGGACAAAGGAGCCGAGACACAAAGGGGCUGGAGGAGGAGACCCCCCAAAACCCCCCUGGAGGAGGGGAGGGCGACCACAGUCCUGAGCAGGGGGCUGGCAAGGAAAAGCAAGAUGGGGGGACCAUCCUCGAGCCAGGCUGUGAUCCUGGCACUGGCCAUGCCCAGCCGGACACUAGCAGUGAGGUCCCCAAGACGGAGGAUAAUAGCCCUGUCCAGGACACUAAAAUGUGAAGAAGAUGUCAUUGUGCCUAGUGAUGAAGCUGCUGGAGCCGUGUCCUUGAAGUAGCAGCAGUGAUCGUAGUGGCAGCAAAGGAAGCCAUCGCAGGAGCAGGAGGGGCUGAGGGUCUGGAGUCAGCCUGAGGACACGGUGCAAUUUCCCGACCUCCGCACCAUCAUAGACAGAGAUUGGAUCUGAGGGCAGCAGACUUUUAUCAACCUGAUAAAAGUUGUGUCACUUGAUGGACUUGGUUUAAAAAAAUACUUAUUUAAAACAAUUUACUAUGGUGACAACUCCCCCGUCAUACUGGUCAAACUGUGGGGCCCAUAUACUGUCCACACCCACCUAACCCUGUAGCUGACCUCAGAACUGGACUGGGAUCUACUUAAUCAGAUUGUGUUUGUGUAAGGUGAUAGCCUUUUUAUUGUUCUUAAGUUUUCAUGAUUCUCAAGUGUAAGUAAAAACUCAUUUCAAGUAGCUAGAAACAAAGUAGUAUCACUGGAAAUAUAAAUCCUGUAAGUUACAGAAGACCUUAAAUUGUAUGGAGACCCCGAGACAACCUUUCAGCUUGGUCCAAAUUUGACUGGCCAACCAAUUUUGAAAACAUUGGACGAGAAGAGAUAAUUAUUGAAACAUUAAAAACUAUGUGUCUGUUCCAGCAACAGGAGCUUUUCCAUCAGGUAAUUCUCUAGCUGGUGAUACACUGGGAGGCGACCAGCUCAGCUCACCUGCUUCUGCCAGGGGGAGAGCAGGCAGAGGCAAGCAGCAACUCCUUUGGAGAGGCCGGAUGUCUCUGUGCUGCAUUUCCUCAUCCUGAAAGCAGAGCAGUGACACCUGGACAAGGCCUGCCCUCUGGUUUAUCCUGGGAGGAUGAAGUUUUUGCUUCCAGAGGGGGAGCCUCGAGCAUGGAUUAGAUAUCUCCUGGGAAGUGCUUUGAGCAUCGUGAUGUGCAAGCUACAUAAUGAGAACAUCCUUCCUGGCUUCCCUGACUUGAAUGGAAACCCAGGCUCUCCUCCCCGACUCAGGAGGGGUGGGGUGGGUCUUCUGUCUGUUCCUCCUGGGUAGCUCUUGCUUUAUCAGUCUGUUCGGAGAGUUCAUGAGGCUUCGCCGGGGACAGGAGGCCUGACUACCCCUUCCUUGACAUAUCCUCUCCCCUCUUCCCACACUCCUGCUGAAAGAUGCUCAUCCAAAUAAAUGUUUAAUCUUAAAGGUUGGCCCUUAUUCAGAUUCGAGUAUUUCAGUAUCUCAACAUGCUGAUUUGGUAGUUGGAGCAGUCGUUAUUCUGGAGGUCUCUUAGACCACACUCUACUCUGACUUCAGAAAGUAGUUUCCCAGACUAAAAGGCCUUAUCUCACUGCUGGUACCUCAGUUUAUCACCCCAUUUACAGUUUUUCUAACUCCAGGAUAGUGUUAAUAUUUGGGAUAUAUAUUUUCUCAAAAACUAUUUUUAAAUCAAAUGCAGCUUCUAAAGCUUGUAAUCUAGUGAAGACUGAUACCAUAAUAAGCUUUGUAUUUUAGCAGAGUUUGGGAGAUAUGUGUGUCAGUUAUUUUGAGAUCUGUAUGAUAUCUAUCAUCUAUCUAAUCUCUCAUCUAUCUGUCUAUUGACAGAGAUGUAUACCCCCUAAACAAUACAUGGAUUUAUUUAUAUAUGUCUUUGGGUUGUUUAUAUACUCAUGCACAUAUCUGGGCAAGAGUUUUGAGAAUGUGAGCAUGACUGUGCAAUGAAAAGGGGAAAUCUGCCACUUCUCUUACUAGAAAAAGGAAUGGGACAGAUGGGAUGUAGAUGUAAAAAUAAAACUCUAUUUUUCUUCUGGAGGGUCCAUACCUACAGUAGCAGAUGAAGAAGGAGCAAUAAAAAAUUUGAUCUACUUUGUGAGAACACAAAGGCCCCACUGCAGGCAUUGUUAUUAGUGAUGGGGUUCUUGGUGGGGAAUUCAUGAAGUGAAGGCAGGACCCGUUCCCUGUGGGCGCUGCAGCCUGGCUGUUUAAUGUUCUCCUUUCUCGAAGUGACCAUGAUUCAGUGUUGCAACGCCAUGGUUGAGACUGGGAUUUCACACUGGGGAUUGAAGAAAUCCAUUUGUGUCUUAGGUGGCACAGAGUCAUCACCAGGCCAGGAAGACUUUCUUCAGGAUUCCUUACUAGGCUUGAAGGAAAACACUGAUUCUUCACAGCUACAAGGCUGAAGAGAAGAAUCAGAAUCAUUCUUCCACUACCUUUGUAAUCUAGCUUGAAUAUUAAACUGUGUCCUUCCUUUCUCCAGAGAGGGAGCAAGAAGAAAACUUGAAUGCUUUGAAGGAAUAUGCCAAUAUUGAAAAGGGGGCUGCAUGUGCAACUGGGUAGCCAGAUAUGACCAUGAAGAUCUCAGGGGCCUCAGAACUCCACUCUCCUCACUGAGGUCACCCUCAACAGGACCCUGUUUGCCAGACCAGUUUUGGCCUGUGACCAGCUGACUAGUCACUCCAUAAGAUGUCAGAUAAGGGAAUAAAGGAGUGGAGAGACAACCAGUUCAUCAUCAUCUUUUGAUUCGGUACUCUUGGGAAUGUGAAACUUUAAUACGGUUGAAUGAAUGAGGACCUUCAGUUGCUAAUGAAAGGAACCCAACUCAAACAGGCUGAUGCAAAACAGCUAUAUCUAUGAAUCUCCCUCUUUCUCUCUUUCUCUGCCUGUCUCUCCCUCCCUCCUUCUAUACACUGAAUAAUAUGUUUUGACAAUCCAUGGCCAGACCUGAAUACAAUCACUUAAGCAAUGUCAGAAAUCUUUCUCUGUUAUUGGUCUCUGCUUUCCUCUGUGUUGGCCAUAUUCUCAGGCAGGCUCUUCCCAGCCUGCAAACCCAAUGGAAAGAGCUUAUUUUUUCCCAGUAACUGUGGGAAAAAAUCCUGCAAAGGUUUUCUGUAGGCUUGGUGGGGAUCAUAUAUCUAUACCUGAGCCAAUCAUUGUGACCAAGGAGAUGCAGAGAUCAGAUUGGCCGGCCCUCCGUCACUCUCCUGCAGUUAGGGGCUAGGUGAGUUAAUUCUAUUUCUUCUGCAAGGACUGUGAAUGGAGCAACAGGGUGCCUCAGGGUAAAAUCAGAGUGCUGUUACUAAAAGAUACGAUGCUGGGUGGGAGAAACAACAACAACAAUAGAGCUCUGAGCAAAAUUCGAGUGCUACUCAGAUAAAACGGAAUUUGUUUUCAUAAGCCACCAAAGAAAAUCAGUCUCAUAUUAAAUGUAGUAAUGAAUCACUGUGUCCAGAGCCAGCCUGGAGCUCCAUGAGGGUCAAGUCUGUCUGUGUAGUUCAUUGUGUCAGUGCCUCAUGUAUUAUAGGUGCUCAAUAAACAUUUGGUAAGUAAUGAAUGAUUAAACUGAUUUCAGAGCUGGAAUAGGAUUAUUUUCAACAUUUAUUGCUGCCCAAAAACUCCCUCACUGAUACCAGAUGCCUGAAAUGUUAGCAACUGAUUCCACUGGUUCCACCGUUAGCAUUCUUCUUCCCAGUCAAAACGUGUAUCCUGAGAGAGGUGAUAUUUUAGGCCUCCUUUGUCAUCACAUCUUUUUUUCCCCCAUGGUCUGUUGUCUCCUUGAGGUAAGUUAGAGGAAUGAUGGGCUUCUUCUUAAGGGGAGGUACUUAAAAGGAGGUCUUUAUUCUUGGCUGCUUUGUGUGUUCGUUGCUGCACGCGGGUUGUCUCUAGUUGAGGUGAGCGGGGGCUACUCUUCGUUGCGGUGCGCGGGCUUUCAUCGCGGUGGCUUCUCUUGGUGCGGAGCACGGGCUCUAGGUGCGCAAGCUUCAAUAGCUGUGGCACGUGGGCUCAGUAGUUGUGGCGCACGGGGGCUUAGUUGCUCCCCGGCAUGUGGGAUCUUCCCGGACCAGGGCUCAAACCCAUGUCCCCUGCAUUGGCAAGCGAAUUCUUAAUCACUGCGCCACCAGGGAAGUCCUGUCAUCACAUCUUGAGUUGAGUUGGUUCUAGAAAGCCUUCCCAGAAGGGGUUGAAAAAGAAGAGCAAAGUACACGAAACUCUAGGGGCAGUUGACACACUUUCCUGACUUCCCCGUCUUGCUUAGGCUAAGUCAGGCUCCCAUUUAGCCCAGUGAUGUCCUGACCAGAGUGGCUGUGGAGGCUGAGAAAACCAUUACUCCGGUUCUGCCCUCAAAUUCGAGGAGAGCUGUGGUCAAAUGGGGCAGGAAACUGUGGUUCUUUGAUCCUCUGCAGAGGAAGAGGAGGUGAAUGUGUUAAAUGCCUCACAGCACAAAGAGAGCCACCCACUUCAAAAA